AUGGAAUCCAAGAGCUCCGUUGAAUCGGUCGUUGAAUCGGUCGUUGCAUCGGUCGAGGAGGUGGAUGCAUUGCUCGCGCUCGUAGUCGAUGUGCUUCUAACCGUGUUCGAAGUUGUGCUCGCGGCAACAGCUGGGGCACCGAGCGCCACACCCGAAGUUGUGGUAGUAUCACUCGAGCUUGUCGAUCGCUUAGUAGUCGAAAAUGUGCUGGAAGAGGUAAUCAGAGCAGCCAGUUGUUCGAGAGCCAUCAGGCUCGAGGAGGUCAUGGAAGUGCUAAAGCGCGAAGACGCCGAGGAAGAGGUCGCCGGAUCACUCGAGGUCGAAGUUGUAGUCCUCCCCGAAUCACCAGAGGUCGACGAGGUUGUCGACCUGUCCGAAUCACCGGAGGUCGAUGAAGAAGUAGACCUGUCCGAAUCACUGUCUGAGUCACCGGAGGUUGAUGAAGAAGUAGACCUGUCAGAAUCACUGGAGGUCGACGAAGAAGUACUCGUAGAAGCCGCUGCCGCCGAAGUGGUAGUCGUUGUGACUGCAGCAUUCCCAGCUAUCACAACAGGGCUGAUCGAGACAGUGCUUGUGCCGCUCGACGACGAGGUCGAAGUAGUGGUCAGAGUUGAUGUCGCCAGUAGUGUUUCCAUUGUCGAGCCAGUGGUAGUCAUUGUCGACAACGAAGAAGUUGUAACGUCAGCAAAGAGAACCGCGGUCUCAGAGGUGGUCGUGAGCACGGACGUUGUUGUCGGGUCCACCGAGGUCGAGGAGCCGGAAGUAAUGGUCGUGAGCGUCAAGGUUGAGGAUGCAUCCUCAAUCAGAAGCUCCAACCCAGCGACAGAAGAGGUCAAGCUGAUGCCAGAUGUGGUCGACGAUGUAGUAGCGCUCAAAGAAAUGCUGGAGGUUGACGCAAAAGCGUCAUCAGCUAAAUGCGAGGCUGAGCUGGCUGUUGUUGUCAGAGUCGAGAAAGCCGAGCUCGAGGUCGUGGUGCCAGCCACGGUGCUGGUGGUCGAAGAUUGGACAUCGUUGAUAUCUGUGGCCAACGUGAAGGGCGUGCAUCCUUCAGGAAUGAUGAGAUCCCAAUAUGCAAAAAGCGUUGCGUUUGCGGAGACGCAGAAUUGGGCACUGCCAAAGCCAAUGGUACCUUUGGUGAUGUCCACAUUCCAGCCAACAUAG
This is a messenger RNA of Fonsecaea erecta, 1161 nucleotides long. RefSeq lists its product as hypothetical. The transcript has a single exon. Bases 1 to 1161 code for a protein of 386 amino acids. Lineage: Eukaryota; Fungi; Ascomycota; Eurotiomycetes; Chaetothyriales; Herpotrichiellaceae. The record is from RefSeq and is a predicted model, not a curated record.